UGUGUGUCACACACACACACACACUCACACUCACUCACUCACUCACUCAUCUGAUCUCGGGGUUUGUCUCGGGGACAGUGAACUAGUGCUCGGGGAUUAGUCUGUAGAGUUUCAGCUGAAAUGUUGAGCAGGAGCUCGGUGGAGGAGAUCAACAGCAGGCGGGUGGAUGGCUGAGCUGUCAGACUGAGAGAGUGUGUGUGAUUCAGUUUUUCUUUCAGGGUUCCUCUGAAGAGACGUCUUUGGUUCCUAUAGAAGACCUCCGGCGGCACACGUCAUGUCCAACGCGGACGUAAACGAGAGCACUCCUCUUUUGGACAGCACGGGGACUCAUUACAGGCCGGAGUCGAUUUUCCGAGGGCGUCGCCUGGCGUGCGCCGCCAUCCUGCUGGCCGAGUCUCUGGAGCGCGUGGCGUUUUACGGCAUCACCUCGAACCUGGUGCUGUUCCUCAACAGCAGCCCGUUUUACUGGGAGGGAACGCUAGCCAGCCAGACGCCGCUCAUCUUCAUGGGCGUCACGUAUCUGGUGUCUCCGUUCGGCGGCUGGUUGGCCGACGCCUGCCUGGGAAAGUUCUGGACCAUCGCGGGGAGUUUCGUCUUGUAUUUACUCGGCAUGCUGCUUUUCCCCUUCGUGUCCAGCGAUAACACUCGGGUGGCUCUGUGUGGGGAGGAGAUGGCGUUUCCUGUCCAGCCGGUCGAGUGUUAUAACACGAGCGCGCCACUUCCUGCCAACGUGAGCUGCCCGACGCGGCAGGCCUACUGCGGUCCUGUGAUCUACACGGGCCUGGUCCUGGUGGCUCUGGGCGUGGGAGCGGUGAAGUCCAACAUCACGCCGUUCGGAGCGGAUCAGGUGAAGGAUCGUGGUCCAGAAGCGACGCGGCGAUUCUUUAACUGGUUUUACUGGUGCAUCAAUCUGGGUGCGAUCGUGUCUCUGGGCGGUGUCGCGUACAUCCAGCAGAACGUGAGCUUCUCGGUGGGAUUCACCAUCCCCGCCGUCUGUCUCGGGAUCUCUCUGGUCAUCUUCCUCCUGGGAUUCACCGUGUUCAUCAGCAAACCGCCGGACGGCAGCGCCUUCACACACUUGGUGAAAAUCCUGGGGUCGGCCUGCUGUGGAGGACCUGCAGAACCUCAAAUGCUCAGGCCUAAGCCCAGUCUUCUGGACGGAGCGAAGGUGACCUACGGAGGGAAGUUCUCCGAAGAGAAAGUAGAGGAAGUGAAAUCUCUACUGAAAAUCCUGCCUGUGUUUCUAGCACUCAUCCCUUACUGGACCGUCUACUUCCAGAUGCAGACGACGUAUUACCUGCAGAGCCUCCACCUGCACAUCCCCGGCACCGAGGCUCAGAACUCCACGGAGCUCCAGCAGACACGCUUCGUAUUCCCGGCUGCGUGGUUGACGAUGGUGGACGCCGUGUUGAUCCUGAUGCUGAUUCCUCUGAAGGAUAAAGUUGUGGAUCCGAUACUGAAGCGCCGAGGCCUGCUGCCGUCCUCGCUGAAGAGGAUCGCCGUCGGAAUGUUCUUCAUCAUGUGCUCCGCCGUCGCUGCUGGUAUCUUGGAGACUAAGAGGUUGGAGAUCGUUCGCAAUCAGGUCCCGAUCAAUCAGGACCUCGGCGGCGUGACGUAUUACGCAGCCAACCUGCCCAUAUGGUGGCAGAUUCCUCAGUACGUCCUCAUCGGCAUCAGCGAAAUCUUCGCCAGCAUCGCAGGGUUGGAGUUUGCGUACUCGGCGGCUCCCCGCUCCAUGCAGAGUGCUAUAAUGGGUCUGUUCUUCUUCUUCUCUGGUAUCGGCUCGUUUGUGGGCUCCGGCCUGCUCGCCAUCGUCGCUCUCAAACCCAUCGGCUGGAUGUCCUCACACCAGGACUUUGGAAACAUCAACAACUGCAUGCUGAAUUAUUAUUUCUUCCUCCUGGCCGGUAUUCAGGGCGUCACGCUCCUCCUCUUCCUCAUCGUCUCAUUCAAAUACGAUAAACAGAGACCCAAAGUGAACCACAGGUCUUCAUUCAACUCCUGACCCACACACACACACACAUACACACACACACACACACACACACACACACACACACUGCAGAUUUCCCAGCAUGCCUCAGCAGGCGCCUGUGCCACACUACCCACCUGCAGUUAUUUAUAUAUUUCCUGUUUCUCUCUUCGGUCGGUUUGUAAAGAGAAUCACGUCUCGGCGACUCGAGGUCACGUUGAAAAAUUUGGGAGUUUUGGUGUUGGAUCUCGAAUCAGCAGCUUCCUCGUCCUCGUGUUCCUGCCUUUCAUUUCAUUUCUCCCGCAGAGCUGACGGGUUUAAUAUCAAGAGAAUAUUCCAUCCAUCCCUGUGCCUCAUCCCUGCGACUGUGAGUUUCCGUGAAAUGUUCUCACGCGAUCUUAACGAGAGAGAGUCGAGAGAGUGAGCGUGUUAACGUGAUUCGUGCGCUUUAACGGCUUCUUUUACAAACCACGACCGAACCAAGGACGUUUUUAAGGUCGCGGUCUCACCGUUACUCCGCCUGCAGCCGAUCAGACCGUCUCCACAAACAUCUCCACAAUCCUCCGUCUUCCUGCUUCAAGCGUUACGCAUUCUCUCGCGCUCUCGUUUUUUAAACGUAAAAUAGCAGCUUGUUUUUUUUUUUUUAUACUUUUUAAAAUUGUUAUCUCUCUUUAAAAACGAGCUGAUACCAAAACGUGUCGGAUCACGUCCUCGGUCAGUUGUUUUAUUCUUCAUCUAAUCAUUUGUACAUUUAAAAUAUAUAUAUACAUAUUAAUUCGACGACGUCACUGUAGAAUUUUGCCCAGGAGAACAGUCACGAUGUUCGCAGAGGGUGUACAAACUUUGGUCUCGGCAUUUCCCCUCUAUCUCAGCACUUCCUCCACGUUCGGUGGUGAUGUCGAUGCAGGAGGCACGCGUUCCUUCACGCUGAGAUCCGACUCCGCCUUUGUUUUUCACAAGAACGCCGUGUUUGAAUUUCACGUGUUCUUUAAGCUUCAGGAGGAGGAGGAGCCUCAGGUUCGGGAAAGCGAACUGCACACAGAAUAACAAAACGUUUAAUAAUAAAAAACAAAUCUUUAUUUUGAUUGUGAUUACCCAAGAUGGCUGCCUGAUAACAAGAUGUCUGCCUUUUAGUGUGAAAGCUUGUGUUUUGUGACUCCGUUUGCACUGUCGCGUCCCUCCUCCAGCACCGCACCUGUACCCAGGAACACACGCCUGAUCCAGCUCAGUCGCUCGUCGUCGUGGCUCACGAUGACGGCGUUAAAGCGAUUGGGUCGUGUUUAGGAAUCGGGCGCGCGUCGUAUCUGCACUGUGAUGAAGUUUAAAGUGGCGUUAAACUGGAAGAAGUUUAUUCCUGUUGAGAAAUCUGUUCACACUCGUCGGUCUUUAAGACCCGUUUUAUUCGUACGUGAUUUUUUUUGCACUCUGAUGUUUUUAUAAUGCGUUUCGAAUUCAUUUUAAGAAUUUUGUGCAUUUUUAUUGAUUUGUACUUUAUUUCCUCGGACUGACUGACAUCUCGCUUUUCUCCUCUCCUCUGAUAAUGACUGCUACAGAAAUAAACAAAAUAUUCCUAAAUCAGCUGCUUCCAUGUCUUUCUUUCACACUAAAGAGAC
This is a messenger RNA of Ictalurus furcatus (blue catfish), 3585 nucleotides long. It is a transcript of the gene slc15a4, whose product is annotated as solute carrier family 15 member 4. The record is from RefSeq and is a predicted model, not a curated record. Gene Ontology annotation, molecular function: transmembrane transporter activity. The coding region runs from base 275 to 2005 and encodes 576 amino acids. The transcript has 9 exons. Gene Ontology annotation, biological process: oligopeptide transport; transmembrane transport. Lineage: Eukaryota; Metazoa; Chordata; Actinopteri; Siluriformes; Ictaluridae. Gene Ontology annotation, cellular component: membrane.